Molecule: messenger RNA, 366 nt
Organism: Ilex paraguariensis (yerba mate)
Lineage: Eukaryota; Viridiplantae; Streptophyta; Magnoliopsida; Aquifoliales; Aquifoliaceae
Source: the annotation of a GenBank genome assembly
AUGUUGCUUUCAGAUCUUGGAUUUGGGGGUGGCAAGUCAAAAUCCUUGUACACUAGAGAUGGUCAUCAGGGCAUUACUGUUAUUAAGUUUGCUGGUGACGAAUCUGGCUUGAAGGAGGCCAUACGACUGGCAGAAUAUUUUGAGAAAGACAAUCAUGGGCGAAAGGGAUGGGCUCGUGUACAGUCUGUGAUAACAGUUAAGAAUGACGAGAACAAUCCAAACCUUGUGAAGUUGGAUGAGAGGACAGGUGAGAUGCAAAGAAUCUUGUAUGGCUAUCUUGGAAAUGUUUCUGACGUGGAAAAGAUUGACCUUGAGACUAGGAAGAAGAUUGUGAUUGAGAGCAGGAGGGAAUAUAAGCCAUCCUAG